Loa loa (African eye worm) is the source of this 1091-nucleotide messenger RNA. RefSeq lists its product as hypothetical. Gene Ontology annotation, biological process: exocyst localization; exocytosis. NCBI's taxonomy places the organism in Eukaryota, Metazoa, Nematoda, Chromadorea, Rhabditida, Onchocercidae. Gene Ontology annotation, molecular function: SNARE binding. The coding region runs from base 1 to 1077 and encodes 358 amino acids. Gene Ontology annotation, cellular component: exocyst. The record is from RefSeq and is a predicted model, not a curated record. The transcript has 7 exons.
AUGUUUGCUGAUUCAACGAGUAAACUAGAAAAAUAUAUCGAAGGAAUUGGGAAUGAAUCAUCGAAUUGGAAUGGAAUUCGAAAUCACAAACGAAUUUCAAUUAUUUCACAAUCAUCAACAGAUAAUUCCAUUGGCAAACGAAAACAAAAGCGUUUCAAUCAUAAAAUGCAAGGUGCAAUUCAUGAUGCAGUAAAUGCUCUUCGUGAUAUACCAGCAACAUUAGCCAGUAUUACACCAUCAUCAUCAGAAUAUGUUUUGGAUGAACUUAAUGAUAAUUCCGGAAAAGAUGAAAGUGAUGUUGAAAUUGAAUUGGAAGAUGAGGAACCAUUGGAAGCCGCUUGGGAGCGUAUUGAAAUUUUGAAAAGACGUUUCAACGAUAUGCUUCGGACGGUGAUGAAUAUGCUUUGUGAUGAAAUUUGUAACGAUCUUUAUAAUUAUUUCGAACAAUUGUUAAGCAAACAAUGGAUGAAAGAUUCAAAUAUUAUUGGAACAAUUUGUGAAACAAUAAGAGAUUAUGAGAAUGAUUAUAAACAUCUUCGAUGUGAUAUUCAUAUUGAAAUACUUCGUUUUAUUGAAUUCAAAAUUGUGGCUGAAUAUUUAAAUGCUAUUGCAAGCAGAAAAUUAACUUGUACCGAAUAUCGGAAACGUUGUAUUAUUGCAAAAUGCCUUCAAAAUGAUAUUGAAACAAUAAGUGUAACAUUUAAUCCAUUAUAUGCACAACUUAAUUAUAUUAAUAAGGGGAAAAAUUUAACAAAUGUGUUACAUUCAAUUGCUGAAUUUAUCAAACUUCGUGAUAAGGAUAUGCUUUUGCUGGAAAUAGCAUCGUUACUUCGUAAAUAUCCGGAAAUGACUCAAGAAUUCCUUUUCACUCUUAUUGACAUUCGUGAUGAUGUAACAAGCAACGAAUCACGAGCAUUGAUGGAAGAUUGUAUGAAGAUGAUUGGCAAGAAAGAAAGCGAUCCGGCAUUGACACAAUUGUUUCAAAUGGCAAAAGGUGAACGAAAAACGUCCCAAGUGAUCAAAGAUGUUGUACCAAGAAUACGACGGCGGGUCAAAGUGUCCAUUGCUAAUCAAUAAUUAAUAGAUGUAAA